CUGCCCACGAUUGGCCUCUCACGCACGAAUCGUAUGAUAAAUAACAUUAACAAUUACUAUUUCUGGCCAAGCAUGUCAAACGACAUCAAGAAAUAUGUCAAAAAAUGUAGAAGUUGUCAAAUACAAAAGUUCUCAAAUAAGAAUACCCAAGAACCCUUUACAAUUAUGUCUACAGCUGAUUCAGCCUUUAGUAGGAUAAGUAUAGAUACGAGUAUAAUGGGCCCUCUAGGAAAAAAAAGUAAGUACAUACUAACUCUCCAAUGCGACUUAAGCAAAUUCGUGGAAGCGUAUCCUUUACCGCGGACGGACGUUGAAACUGUUCCUAAGUCUUUAGUUAACAAUUUAAUUUUGCGCUAUGGCAAACCCAAACAAAUUUUAAGUGAUAAAGGAACAGACUUUACGUCUUGA
Messenger RNA from Parnassius mnemosyne (clouded apollo), 408 nucleotides. NCBI's taxonomy places the organism in Eukaryota, Metazoa, Arthropoda, Insecta, Lepidoptera, Papilionidae. The record is from the annotation of a GenBank genome assembly.